This is a messenger RNA of Staurois parvus, 582 nucleotides long. Lineage: Eukaryota; Metazoa; Chordata; Amphibia; Anura; Ranidae. The record is from the annotation of a GenBank genome assembly.
AUGGCUGCCAUACGUAAAAAGCUUGUGAUUGUUGGGGAUGGAGCUUGCGGGAAGACCUGUCUGCUCAUCGUGUUCAGCAAGGAUCAGUUCCCUGAAGUCUACGUGCCCACCGUGUUUGAAAAUUAUGUAGCAGACAUCGAAGUUGAUUCCAAACAGGUGGAGCUAGCAUUGUGGGAUACAGCCGGCCAGGAAGACUACGAUCGCCUUCGACCCCUGUCAUAUCCCGAUACUGAUGUCAUUCUUAUGUGUUUCUCCAUAGACAGCCCUGAUAGUUUGGAAAAUAUCCCAGAGAAGUGGACUCCGGAAGUGAAGCAUUUUUGCCCCAAUGUGCCUAUAAUUCUAGUGGGAAACAAGAAGGACUUAAGGAACGAUGAGCACACUCGUCGUGAGCUGGCUAAAAUGAAACAGGAACCAGUGAAGCCAGAAGAAGGCCGGGACAUGGCCAAUAGGAUUGGAGCCUUUGGCUACCUGGAAUGCUCUGCCAAAACAAAGGACGGUGUGCGGGAAGUGUUUGAGAUGGCGACAAGAGCUGCUCUACAAGCCAAGCGAGGGCGUAAGAAAAACACGUGCAAUCUGCUUUAA